This is a messenger RNA of Trichogramma pretiosum, 2615 nucleotides long. RefSeq names its product phosphoenolpyruvate carboxykinase [GTP]-like. The transcript is spliced from 8 exons. The record is from RefSeq and is a predicted model, not a curated record. The coding region runs from base 365 to 2521 and encodes 718 amino acids. NCBI's taxonomy places the organism in Eukaryota, Metazoa, Arthropoda, Insecta, Hymenoptera, Trichogrammatidae. Gene Ontology annotation, biological process: gluconeogenesis; cellular response to insulin stimulus; hepatocyte differentiation. Gene Ontology annotation, molecular function: manganese ion binding; phosphoenolpyruvate carboxykinase (GTP) activity; GTP binding. Gene Ontology annotation, cellular component: cytosol.
CUCAAACGCUUCCGAGUGAUAGCUAUUGCUGUGCCACAAAAUGAAGUACUCAAUUUUUUUGAUAAUUGAGUAAGAAGAAAAAAAAUAUAUACCUCACACAGAGACAGAUGUGAUUAUUGAAUAUUAAAAUUCAUAAAAAGAAGCAGUUGACGACAGUGAUUAAACUAGUGAUUGGUGACGUAAAAAACUGGAAAAAGAAAAGUGUUAUCAUCACAGCAGGCUAUCAGUCGUCUCGAGAAUAACAAAUCUAGACAGCCAAAUUUUUAAUGACACGUCCUACGAGUCUUUGUAUUUGAAGCUGCUGAGUCAUUUUGAUCAAAUCGUUACCACUCUAGAAUAUAUAAAUUCCUCUUAAAUUAUAAUCAUGUUAGCUAUAAAAUGGAUAGAGCCGAGCCUCCUCAGAUCAUCUAUAAGUUGUUCAAGUUUGUCAAGAGGCCGGUGCAACCAGUUGAUACGAACUCUGACUACCAGUAGUCGAAACAUCAAAAGCUUUAAGCUCCAAAAUAGUUACAAAAUGUUUGAGAGACAUUUUUCCGAGACAACCUGUACAAAACCAAUGGUCUUGAGCAAAAUCAACAACGUGUCCAUUAUUGCAGAGUCAUAUUACAAGCCAGGAUCACGAUUAUUAUCGACGCAAACAGUCAAAGAUGUCGAAUUUAAAAGUCACGAUAAUAUCGCUGGAAAGCCUGUUGUAAGCAAUAUCAGUAUUCCUUUGGCUCCAAAAGUACGCGAUUUUAUUGAAGAAGCCGUACGACUAUGUCGACCUGAUAGUAUUUAUAUUUGCGAUGGUAGUGCGGUGGAAAAUGAAAAAUUAUUAAAGCUAAUGCAAAGUAAAGGCACUAUUGAACCACUCAAAAAAUAUGAUGACUGCUGGUUAGCUCGAACGAAUCCUGCUGAUGUCGCUCGAGUCGAAAGUAAAACAUUUAUCAGUACUGAGAAUAAAAAUGAUACCAUACCAAAAAUCCGUGAUGAUGUGAAAUCCACUUUGGGCAAUUGGAUCUCCCCAAAUGAUAUGGAGAUAGCUAUUUCAGAACGUUUUCCAAAUUGCAUGAAAGGUAGAACAAUGUACGUCAUCCCAUUCAGCAUGGGACCAGUUGGGUCUCCACUAUCUAAAAUUGGGAUUGAAAUCACUGAUUCAGCUUAUGUAGUUAGCUCGAUGCGCAUAAUGACGAGAAUGGGUGAAAAUGUGCUUAAAGUCUUAGGUAAUCAAGAUUUCGUAAAAUGUUUACAUUCAGUUGGAGUACAAAAAGCCAAUUCUAACGCCAAAAUUUAUGAGACUUGGCCAUGCGAUCCUGAUCGUACGAUUAUUCUUCACAGACCUGCUAAAAAUGAAAUUGUUUCUUAUGGUAGCGGCUACGGUGGAAACUCAUUAUUAGGAAAGAAAUGUUUUGCUUUGAGAAUUGGUUCAACUAUCGCAAGAAAAGAAGGAUGGCUUGCAGAACACAUGCUGAUUCUUGGAGUUACGAAUCCCAGUGGUAAAAAACGUUAUAUUGCUGCCGCCUUUCCAAGUGCCUGUGGGAAAACUAAUCUCGCAAUGAUGCAACCAACCUUACCAGGCUACAAAGUCGAAUGUGUUGGUGACGAUAUAGCCUGGAUGCGUUUCGAUGAGCAGGGUCGAUUGCGUGCCAUAAAUCCGGAAAAUGGCUUUUUCGGCGUAGCACCUGGAACGAGUAGCGCUACAAAUCCAAAUGCCAUGGCUACAAUUUUUAAAAAUACAAUGUUUACGAAUGUAGCAAAGACUGAUGAUGGAGGAGUAUUUUGGGAGGGCAUGGAAAAAGAAAUAUCCCAAGAUGUUCAAAUAACGGACUGGCAUGGAAAACCAUGGGUCCGUGGUUCUAAAACACCUGCUGCACAUCCCAAUUCACGUUUUUGCAGUCCAGCUCAUCAAUGUCCCAUUAUUGAUCCAGCUUGGGAAGAUCCCAAAGGAGUUGUAAUUGAUGCUAUAUUAUUUGGAGGUCGCAGACCAGAAGGAGUACCGCUUGUGUAUCAAGCACGGGAUUGGCGUCAUGGUGUAUUUAUUGGUGCCACUAUGAGAUCUGAAGCCACUGCAGCUGCUGAACAUAAAGGAAAAGUAGUAAUGAACGAUCCAUUUGCUAUGCGACCAUUCUUCGGUUAUAACUUCGGUCAUUAUUUGGAGCAUUGGUUAAGCAUGUCAAAGGUACAAAAUGCUCGACUCCCAGAAAUUUUCCACGUUAAUUGGUUCCGAAAAGGUCCAAAUGGUUUCUUGUGGCCUGGUUUUGGCGAAAACUCACGAGUCUUAGAUUGGAUUUUACGUCGCAUUGAUGGAGAGGACAUUGCAACCGAUUCACCAAUCGGAUACAUUCCAAAACUCGACUCCCUCAAUCUCAAGGGAAUAAAUAAUGAAAUUGAUUUGAAAGAACUCUUUAGUUUACCGAAAGACUUUUGGCAAAAAGAAGUAAAAGAACUAAAGCAAUAUUUGAAUGAUCAGGUUGGAGAAGAUCUACCCGCAGACAUUGUACGAGAACUCGAAAAAUUAGAGAAAAAUGUUUCUAAACUCUGAGGAGCAAUCUUUAAGUUGAUUCAAGAAUUUUGUAUUUGUUGAAUAGAAGUUUUAUAUUGUAUUUUUAUAUAAUAAAUAAAAUAUCACAAACUUA